UCUACCCUAGUUAUCGCAGCAUACACAGGGAGUUAAGAUGUUCUUUCGUGUUGGUGAUGUGAGAUAUACACUAUGCAUAUACUGGACUUAUUAAGAAUGUGUUUUUUAUUACUAUAACAUGGAUACUUUUAUUUAAGGUCUUAUCUUUCAUGAAUUAUUGACAUAUUGGAUGGAUAUUUGGAAUUAACUGAAAUCUGAGAAAAUACAAAAUUUCAGUAAAAAUAAAUGAACAAGUAUGACGAGAACUAAUUCUUUCCCUGCAAAUCCCCAAGCUGUAAAUCCCCUCACAAUGUAUUGUAGCCAUAAAACUUUGACUCUCUCUCCUGAUUUAAAAAAAGAGAAGAAGAAAAAAGCUCCUCCACUAUCCUUUCCCUUAACGUGCGCAUCUAAGGGCGUCGUUCUGACCCCGGGCGCGCUCGGAAAUGACGUCACGCCCAGCUAACAAAAACGUGGAGCCGGGAAGGCCGCCGGAGUCUGACUCCAGUCCAGCUCACUAGGCGGCGGAGCUCCGCUCGAGGAAGGGGGAUGAAGCAGACGGUGACAAUAGACAUCGGCGAAACUCUUCCCAAAUCGACGCAAGUUCCUCGUUUACGCAGCUAAGCGAAGGACUCGACGUGCUUUGGAUGGACUCAAGAUGACUUGAUGAAAAGUUUGGCGAGUUCCGAAGCCCACCAUCACCUCCGACAUCAUCAUCAACACCACCCGCAAGCAGCCUCGCCGGGAUGGUGCGUCUGCUGAACUGCCUCUUGCUCGGAUACCUCACGUGGAAUGUGCGGAUCUCGGACGCGCAAGGGGAGUAUUGCCACGGCUGGCUGGACGCCAGCGGCAACUACCACGACGGCUUCCAAUGUCCGGAGGACUUCGACACGGCCGACGCCACCGUGUGCUGCGGCUCGUGCGUGCUGCGCUACUGUUGCGCCGCCGUGGACGCGCGCCUGGAGCAGGACAGUUGCACCAACGACCGGCCGGCCGCCGACGACGCCGAGUAUGCAGCGCAGCCCGUCUACAUGCCCUUCCUCAUGGUGGGCAGCAUGUUCGUGGCCUUCGUGGUGGCGGGCUCCCUGGUCGCCGUCUACUGCUGCACCUGCCUGCGGCCCAAGCAGCCAGCCCAACAGCCCAUCCGCUUCUCGCUGCGCAGCUGCCAGGGCGAGACCAUCCCUAUGAUCCUCACGGCCGCGCCGCCCAGCCUCCGCACCCCGUCGAGGCAGUCCAGCACGGCCACCACCAGCUCCAGCUCGGCGGGGGGCGGCAGCUCCAUGCGGAGGUUCUCCAUCGGGGGGCAACAGCAGCACGGUUGCCUGGUGUCGGCCGCCGUCUCCACCCCGGCCUCCACUCCGACUCAAACCCAUCAGACUUUGCCCCCGCCUCUCCCGCCGCCCUAUACGUCCCCUCCAGCGACGGGGGGCCUGCAUCAUGCUCACGCGCAGCUGCCCCUCCAGCAGCCCUCGCAGGGCACUGCCUUCAUCCUCCCCCAACAGUACUUCUUCCCCCUACAGCCCGACACGUUCGCUUCGGCUAAGGGAUUCGCAGACUUUGGCCAGAGUUGACAAGUGCUGCUGCCAGACUGGAUUUGUUUGGAGAGGUUUUACCCUAACAGGAUGAGCCACCAAUGCACUUUUUCUGUUGUAUAAUGUACAUGGACACCAUGACAGUUUUAUUCGGGGUGUUAUUUUAACAAUAACCAAAUGAUCUGGGUAAUCUAGGCAAAUGAUGUGGUGUUUGAGAAAAGCUUCUGGAUCAGGAAAAAAGCAGUACAGUACCAACUCGUGCUGAGAGGCAUGCCAGUAAAACAAAAUGCUAAACCAAUUACUCCUCCCUACAAUUGGAAGCUCUGAUAAGAUACAUCUGAAUUCCCUGAAUGAAGGUUUGUCUUUUUUGUUUUGUUUUGUCUAAGCAAAAUGUGUUUUCCAAGAAUAAAGUCUUUUGUAGAAUAUGCAGCGUUCCACCGCAUAGUUGUAAUUCAACUAUUUGAUUUUUGAGGAAACCACUAUAUCCCCCCACUUUUUUUUUCGAUGAAAAAUGAAUUCACUGUCUGCACUCAGACCGAAUCCGUGUGCCAAAGUUUUCGACAACAACACUGUGGUUUCAAGGAGCUAUGGGGAAGCGAGAAGAGUAGCUUCAUUUAGCCAGGCCACAGCCCCGUUUAAUAUGAAAGUAGUUCCAUUUUGUGGCAUCAUUCGUCAAUUAUGUGCCUAACUCUUCGUGGGAGAGCUCUGUUCUCUUUUGUUUUCUCAAAAAUAGGAGAGCUCAAAAGGCACUUUUCCAGAAUAUGAAAGUUGGACUUUUUUGCUUAACUUUUAUAUUACAAAUUUAUCUUGGUAGAAAUCCGACAAUUCUCCUAAGAUUAAAACUCUUUCCCUCCACAAAAUGCAACCCUGGACCUAAAAAGUUUGAGGGCCCGUGUAUUUAAUGAGCUGAAGGGUUCUGUCAUCCACACAAGAAACAAGAGCAUCGGAGGCUCCCUACCUGUGUGACUUCCCAGAAGGAAUGCGGCUCUCAGAUUCGUCAUUGUCAGUGCUCAACGAGCAUGGCACGGCUCGCGGCGUCAAAAGCGCAACAGCCCCUUUAGUGGAAGCGGCUAAGGUUGCAUCGACAGGUAGGGACUGGAUCUGGACAAAAACAAAAAGACUCCUGUGUGGCGCUGGUUUAUCGGAUUGUGAAACUGAGACGGCAGUCAGCGCCGUUUGUCUUUGGCACGUCACGCUAUGACGACCUCCGUCAUCAGCAUUUGUCACAUUCCGCUUGUCAGGUUUUGUUUAUUCUUGUCAUUUUGGUCUCAUGUAUCAUGUUCUGGAUUUACUGCAAAAUAUGUUUCCCAGGAUCCUUUUUGAACCCGUUGACUCUUCUUUUGAUGGGAAGAGAUCACCUGUGAGGAAAAGCAUUGGGAACCAUUACACCUUCAGGAUAUUAAUAUCUGGUCUUAUUCCCUCCUAUAACAGCUUCCGCUUUUCUGGGAAAUAAUUUUUGUCCAAUCUCUAUUUUGGUUUGUCCCAAAACUCAUCCACGCAUGCCUUUGUGUCGCGUGAAUCGAGCACUUGGAAAGAGAAAAGGGUUUUGCUCGAAAUGGUUCCCAUGAACGAAUCAUACAUCGGUUUAUGUGUUAAGAUGUCAUAACAUCAACAUAUACAUAAAUUGAUCCCACUACUGACCUCAAUCACAAAGCCGUUUGAAAAGAAAGUGUGUGCUUUUGAUUGGUAAUCAAUAACCAGUGACAUACAGUAGUUAAAAGCACCCCUGUUGGGGGAGGGGGGGGCAGCCUCAUUUUUGAAGUCUAGCUCAAUAGGGCUUUUUGGUGUCACAUGGAAAAUUAAGAGUUUGGGGUACAAUGUGGGCGGCCCAGUGGUCCGCGCGUCAACUGCAGAAGUGCGGGGUUCGAUCCCGGCUCCGGCCUUCCUGUGUGGAGUUUGCAUGUUGUCCCUGGGUUUUCUCCGGGUACUCCGGUUUCCUCCCACAUUCCAAAAACAUGCAUGGCAGGUUGCUUGAACAUGCCAAAUUGUCCAUAGGUGUGAGUGUGAGCGCGGAUGUUUGCUGGUCUAUGUGUGCCUUGCGAUUGGCUGGCAACCGGUUCAGGGUGUCCCCCGCCUACUGCCCAAAGACAGCUGGGAUAGGCUCCAGGGCGCCCCGCGACACUUGUGAGGAUAAAGCGGACCGGAAAAUGGAUGCAUGAAUGGAUAAUUUGCAAACUUUCAAUUCAGCCACAUAAUCAUCAAUUUUCUGUAGCAUUUCUGCUCAUUAGGGUCACAGGAGUGAAAGCCUAUCCCUGGCUGGAAUGGCGUCUCUUAGUGCACAUACGAGAUGUGACAGAAAAAGUUCCAGGACUGGCGUCAGAAAAGCCCCGUUUUUCAACCCCCCAAGACUCCAUGAGUGUUUGCCUUCAAUAUGGAUCUGACAGCCAACGAGCACAUGUGCAAAAUGAUCCUGUAAAGAGGUUCAGUUUGACCUGAACAUGUAACACUUGCUGGCCGAGAAGAACAUAGGAGACCACCGUGCUGGCUAGAGUGUGAGGCUUUUCCGCUUUCCCAAGCUCGAGGGAGUCAUCAACCAUUUCGAAGAUGUGGACAACAUCAAGAUGGCCAUGAUGUGAACUUCGGAGGAAUCCGGAAGGAUUUGAAAUGUGUCUUUUAUGAUACCAAUCAACCCAACCGGCAUGGUUGUGGAAUGAGGGAGAAUACCGGUACUCACAGAAGCACACAGGGGAGACAAUUAGGAAUCCAAACCAAGUUGUCUUGACUGUCGGAAAGAAAUGCUGACCAUUCGUUCACCAUCCUGCAAGCAUCAAAUUCGAUUAAGGUGAAUAUUUUACACAAAAUCA
This is a messenger RNA of Hippocampus zosterae (dwarf seahorse), 4312 nucleotides long. RefSeq names its product shisa family member 3 (gene shisa3). Lineage: Eukaryota; Metazoa; Chordata; Actinopteri; Syngnathiformes; Syngnathidae. The transcript has 2 exons. The record is from RefSeq and is a predicted model, not a curated record. The coding region runs from base 723 to 1547 and encodes 274 amino acids.